GUCUGCAAACAAUAACAACUUCAACAAUAACACGAAACCGGAUGAGGGUUGUGAUACUGAUAGGCAAUGCGCUGAUUUUUUCUAAAAUCAUUUCAUCAUCUCAUCGUGCAUCGAUUCAAAACCUCAUUAAAAUUCAAAGAGGCGGCCAUCACAGCUUGAUUGCUUUAUCCGUCCGUUUAACUGAUUUUAAUCGAUUAGAGGUUAAACGACACUCGACAGCUAAUUGGUGUAAACUAAUCUGUUGUGUAAUGUCAAUAAAGGUGUGAAAACUCACGAGUCAGUGUGUAUUACAUGUAUUCCCUAUCAGAGCGGUUCGCUAAUUUCAAUAAGCUAUUUGUGCGGGAAAUGUCUUCAACUCCUGUUAAAAGAAAACAAAAUUCAUCUGGGACACCAAGGAAGGCUAAGAAGGCCAAACAAGAAGAUGCUAAUCCAAACAACUUCACCGAAGAUGAUAAACAUGUCUUCUUUUUUGGAAAGAAAUGUGUGUUCAGUCAGUUUCAUCCGGCCUACUUUGUUGAGGGAGACCUAAAGUUUAACUGCAUGGAGCAGUACAUGCACUACCAUAAAGCAGUGACAUUCAAAGACAAGCAAAUGCAAAAGCAGAUCUUGGCAAGUGAUGAUCCACUGACUCACAAAAAGCUUGGUCGCAAAGUGAGCAAAUUUGAUCCAAAAGUUUGGGGCAGUGUUUCUCUGGAAGUUGUUAAACGUGGCAGUAAACUCAAGUACAACCAAAAUUUGGAAAUGAAAAGAAUUCUGUAUGGCACUCACCCGAAACAGCUUGUGGAAGCGAGUCCAAGGGACAGACUCUGGGGUGUAGGAAUGGGACAGAGUAAUCCAAAGAUUCAUGACCCCAAAAACUGGAGGGGAAAGAAUCUUCUUGGAGAAGUACUAACAGGGGUUCGUUAUGAGAUGAUGCAAGCGGAUGGUGUAUUGGACACUGGCAAAGUAGCAAAGAAAAAUAGCGAGGAAAGGAUUACUGUUGAGGAAGAAAAGGCGGGCCAGUCGACGAGUGUGACAGAUAAAAACAGCGAAACCCAGAACAAGACUGAAAAAAUGUCACUUGAACAGGUAACUCCCCAAAAAAGUCCUGAGAAGACAAAGAUGAAAGAACAAGAAGAAACAAAACAAGAUAAAAGCAGCGCAACCCAGAACAAGACUGAAAAAGAGACACUUGAACGGGUAACUCCCAAAAAAAGUCCUGAGAAGACAAAGAUGAAAGAACAAGAAGAAACAAAACAAGAUAAAAGCAGCGAAACCCAGACCAAGACUGAAAAAGGGACACUUGAACGGGUAACUCCCAAAAAAAGUCCUGAGAAGACAAAGAUGAAACAACAAGAAGAAACAAAACAAGAUCAGAGAUAUACUGAGCAAUCUAAAUCAAAGGAAACAAAAGACGAAGGAAAGACGAUUGUUAAACAGAAGGAGACAGAUGACAACAAAUCAGCAAAGAAAAGAAAGCGUGAGGAAAAAAGCAUGGACAGAAAAGAAAGCAAUGAAAGUUUGUCAAUGAAGAAGAGAAAGCUUGAUGAAAGUUAGAAAAGCUAAGAGUAGAAGAUAGCUUAAAAGCCUUUUAAGAUAAAGAUUAUAAAGGUUAACGAUCUGUAACUUCGUAUAGUGGUCCACUACAAAGUUGGUUUGAUCCUAAGGUUGCAUAAUGUGAGGUCCCAGCACUCUCACAUAGUUAGCUUCCUAGACUCACUAAACAUAUCUUGUAUGUUAACUUCAACUUCCAGAUAUUAUUUUAAUUAUAGAUAAUCUUUUUUGAUGUGCACUUAUGCUGGGGAAUAAGCCAGAGUACCAGACAGAAACCUCACCUGUUUGAUAUGGUGACCACAAACCAAACCAACAUUCGCAUAGAUUGAGGAUUGAAGCCGAGUUGCCGAUGUAAAAAUUGAGUGAAUCAACACUGGGCAAAACAAAUAGCUUAUAUAGUUUAUAGAAACCUUUUUGUACUAUCAAAAUUUAGGUGAAGGUUUGUGUUUGUCAAUUGAUAACCUUAGUUUGCAUCAACCAAACUUCAAACUUUGAAUAUUGAAAGCUUGUUUGGAGACCUUUUCAUUUGAUCUAGUUUUGUCAAGGUAGUUUUCAUUGUAUCUUAAAAAAGAUUAAUGGAUUCAGCUGAAUAACUUAUUUUAGAUGGAAGAUGUUAAAUAAAUUUCUUGUAUACAUGUAGCUUACAACCUGACUAAACCUUGGUAAAUAAAACAUUUGCUGCUCAAUACAUUUUGAAUUGAGGUAAUGCGCUGAAAUAAUGUAUGCAUUUAGCUUACAUGCAGACCUCAGUUGGGAUUGCAUUCAAGGCCCUGGUGGCUGCAAAUACACUACACUACAAAUAUCAAACUAAAAGAUCACAAAUGAAGCUUUGGUCAUUAUUAUAUGCUCUUUGAAUAAGACCACUUUUUCAGGAGUGCCAACAGCAAAUUAGAAAAUCAGCUGAACAUUUCGACGGGGAUGAAGGGGGCAGGGCACCCUUGCGGGUCAAGGGUGGAGCCUUGGUGGGGGACCAGGGGGCAAAGCCCUGGAAGCUCCUGAAUUCAUACUGAUUUCAAAGGGCAAUGCCCUGAACACUUCAUGGCUUUAAAUCCAGUAACUGAACAAGCAAAAUAUUGUUUUCAUUACUUUAUUAAACUCUAAAACCAAAUUUCCACCAAUACCUGGUACUCUAGUUCUCUGUAAAACUAUGAAACAUAUGUUUGAAUGAAAGUGAGGCAUCUGAAACCAUUGAGAGGUCAGCCAAAAAAACUAUUAUUUAAACAAAUAUAACUGAAAAAGCUCAAGUUUAGUUGGGAUAUGCAAGUAGAAAAUAAGCAUGUAACUCAGUCAAAAGGUUUCAGCUUUAUUUACAAAAAUGACUGUUACUGAUGGUAUCAUGGCAAUAUUCAUUGAAAAACAAACAGCAUCUGUGAUUGCAUGUGAAAGAGGAACUUACCUCAGCAACUUUUUGUACCUGUAAUCAAGCUGAAGGGCCUUAUGCCUUUUUGAUAUGUAGUUGAUUUAGGUUAAGGUUUGAAACUGUGCACUGUUUUCUAGUGAAAUUAGGUCGCGGACUAACAAAAUACUCUGAACUGCAAUUAACCAUAAUUUUGCCCCUUUGAUUAAUGUUUGGGGAAAACACCAUACUUAUAUAAUAAGCAAGACUAUUGCCAAGCAAUAUAUGUCCCCUACCGGCUCCACUAUUGUCAGAAUUUUUUAUGCCCCCGGAUCAAAUGAUCGGGGGUAUAUUGUUUUUUGCCUGUCUGUCAUUCUGUCCCAAAAUUUAACCUAGGUAAAACUUAAACUUAUAACUUUUGCAAUAUUGAACUUGAUAUUUUGCAUGCAUGUGUAUCUCAUGGAGCUGAACAUUUUGAGUGGUGAAAGGUCAAAGGUCAAAUAUAUGGUUUCAAAGCGGAGUCCAAACUUUAACCUUGGUCAUAACUUUUGCAAUAUUGAAGAUAGCAACUUGAUAUUUGGCAUGCAUGUGUAUCUCAUGGAGUUGCACAUUUUGAGUGGUGAAAGGUCAGGUCAUCCUUUAAGGUCAAAGGUCAAAUAUAUGGCUUCAAAGCGGCGCAAUAGGGGGCAUUGUGUUUCUGACAAACACAUCUCUUUUUUUUUAUAUUAUUUUUUGCCAUAGCAACCAGACUUUUUGAUGUAGGAACAAAAUGAAAUGACGUGCAUUAUGUCCAUAUUGCCAUCUAUCCAUGUUACAAGUGUCAUUAAAAAAUAUGAAGAACUUUUAAAGUUAUCGCAGGAUCCAGAAAAGUGUGACAGACAGACAGACGCACAAGGCGCAAACCAUAAGUCCCCUCCGGUGAAACCGGUAGGGGACAAUAACUGUAUUGUGUUCAUUCAUCAUAUUUUCUUCAUGCAUGGUAUACUCAUGCUUGUUAAUUUUGCUCUUAUUGCGGUGUGGACUUUGCUCAAACUUUCACACUGAAAAGAAGUUAGGUGAUUGUAAAGGAAGGAACUUUGUCCCCGACCAUGUUAGGAAGUGGAAUAGCACUUUGUAAUUUUUCAAUUUUAAGUAUAUACAUGUAUAUUGUAUAAAUGAUUUUGUGCUCGGGGCUAUUCAGCCUUACAAGAUAUGUGUCAUUAAAUAUGUAUGUGCCAUACAAUUUUAAUCUUGUUGCAUGAAUAAAUCUUUAAAAUGUG
This is a messenger RNA of Dreissena polymorpha, 4128 nucleotides long. RefSeq lists its product as uncharacterized. The transcript is spliced from 6 exons. The coding region runs from base 292 to 1536 and encodes 414 amino acids. The record is from RefSeq and is a predicted model, not a curated record. NCBI's taxonomy places the organism in Eukaryota, Metazoa, Mollusca, Bivalvia, Myida, Dreissenidae.